Molecule: messenger RNA, 1326 nt
Organism: Bufo gargarizans (Asiatic toad)
Lineage: Eukaryota; Metazoa; Chordata; Amphibia; Anura; Bufonidae
Product: gastrula zinc finger protein XlCGF17.1-like
Exons: 2
Coding region: 52-1020 (322 amino acids)
Biological process (GO): regulation of transcription by RNA polymerase II
Molecular function (GO): RNA polymerase II cis-regulatory region sequence-specific DNA binding; DNA-binding transcription factor activity, RNA polymerase II-specific
Source: RefSeq, a predicted model, not a curated record
UCGUCUUUUUAGGUCAUAUAAAACCUUCCACACGACUUUUCCAACCGUCUGAUGACUUCUACAAUAUUUCUUUCACAGCUUGUGAAUCCGGGUGAAGAUCUGAACAAUAUUAAUCCUACAGAGACAUAUGUGAGGGGUGAUGAGCAGAGUACAGAGGACAUUCCUACAGAUAACCGCCCAGAUGACUGUACCAGGAAUUUAGAGAAACAUCUGGUAUCUUCAGAUUUUGAAGUAGAUUAUGGUAUCACACAAGAUACAUUUGAAGAGCAUGCCAAUAUGCAAAAUAUACCGUCAUCCAAUCACAGCAACGCAUCAAUUGAUUCUUUUAAACAGGUCCGAUCUUUUGAUUCAUCACAGACUGUAACACAGAAUAAAAGUCACAGAGGAGGUGCUAAACAUAAAACCGCUCACGUAAAAGAGAAACCAUUUUCAUGUUCAGAAUGUGGAAAAUGUUUUAACCAUAAAUCAGCUCUUGUAAAACAUCAGAGAAUUCACACAGGAGAGAAGCCAUUUUCAUGUUUAGAAUGUGGGAAAUGUUUUAUCUGUAAAUCAAAGCUUGUUGUGCAUCAGAGAAUUCACACAGGAGAGAAGCCAUUUUCAUGUUCAGAAUGUGGAAAAUGUUUUAACCAAAAAUCAGAUCUUGUUAUACAUCAGAGAAUUCACACAGGAGAGAAGCCAUUUUCAUGUUCAGAAUGUGGAAAAUGUUUUAAACAUAAAUCAUAUCUUGUUAUACAUCAGAGAAUUCACACAGGAGAAAAACCAUUUUCAUGUUUAGAAUGUGGGAAAUGUUUUAACUGUAAAUCAUAUCUUGUUAUACAUCAGAGAAUUCACACAGGACAGAAACCAUUUUCAUGUUCAGAAUGUGGAAACUGUUUUAACCAUAAAUCACAGCUUGUUAUACAUCAGAGAAUUCACACAGGAGAGAAGCCAUUUUUAUGUUCAGAAUGUAGAAAAUGUUUUAACCGUAAAUCACAGCUUGUUAUACAUCAGAGAAUUCACACAGGGGAGAAUCCAGGCUAGAAUAGUGUCCAAAUGUCUCAAUCAAAGAUAUGGUUCUGGGAAGUGUGGUCUCUACUUUAGACAUAAAUAACACCAUGUCAUCAGCAUAUAAGCCGAUUCAAUCUUCUAGUUCUCCUAUGUUUAUACCCUUAAACUGCUCAUCUAUCCUAAUGCUUAUAGCUAAGGAUUUUAUGGCAAGUGCAAAGGGCAAUGGGGACAGAGGACAUCCCUGAAGCGUUUCUCUUCCUAAGUCAAAACUUUCAGACACCAGCCCGUUCACCAGUAUAUUAGCCCUAGGUUGCUUGUAAAUAUGGAAAUCAAGUUAAU